Molecule: messenger RNA, 1627 nt
Organism: Mus musculus (house mouse)
Lineage: Eukaryota; Metazoa; Chordata; Mammalia; Rodentia; Muridae
Gene: Tmem222
Product: transmembrane protein 222
Exons: 7
Coding region: 500-838 (112 amino acids)
Cellular component (GO): dendrite; membrane
Source: RefSeq, a predicted model, not a curated record
CCCGGAAGUGAUGACACAGGGGCGAGCGGCGGCGCGGUCGGCCUUCCCGAGCGGGACGCGCGCGGGAUGGCGGAAGCGGAAGGGAGUUCUCCGCUUCUGUUACAGCCGCCGCCGCCCCCUCCUCGGAUGGCGGAAGUAGAAACGCCGACGGGGGCCGAGACGGACAUGAAGCAGUACCACGGGUCCGGUGGCGUUGUCAUGGACGUGGAGCGGAGCCGCUUCCCCUACUGCGUGGUGUGGACACCCAUCCCGGUGCUCACGUGGUUUUUCCCCAUCAUUGGCCACAUGGGCAUCUGCACAUCUGCAGGGGUCAUUCGUGACUUCGCUGGCCCCUAUUUUGUUUCGGACAGGCCAGGAGGGCAGUGUGGCCAGAGGCAUCUUAAGUAACUGGUUCAGCCUCUGUGCCCAUCCCUGGGCACCAAGACAUGGGUAGGGUAGAUCAAGAGUGGAGUCAGACCAUCCCGGAACCACAUCUUUGGACCUUCAGAAGGAAGACAACAUGGCCUUCGGAAAGCCUGCCAAGUUCUGGAAAUUGGACCCCGGACAGGUGUAUGCGAGUGGGCCCAAUGCAUGGGACACGGCUGUGCACGAUGCCUCCGAAGAGUAUAAGCACCGAAUGCACAAUCUCUGCUGUGACAACUGCCACUCCCACGUGGCUUUAGCCCUGAACCUGAUGCGUUACAACAACAGCACCAACUGGAACAUGGUGACGCUCUGCUGCUUCUGCCUCAUUUAUGGGAAGUAUGUCAGUGUUGGAGCCUUUGUGAAGACCUGGCUGCCCUUUGUCCUUCUCCUCGGCAUUAUCCUGACCGUCAGUCUCGUCUUCAAUCUGCGGUGAUAGCUUUCAGAUGGUCUAAGCCUCAAGGAGGCUCCUGACACUCACCCCUUUUGGUCCCAAUUCUUUUAUUCCCCACCCCUCAGGCAGUGUUGCCUCCUGGGUUGAAGUAGGGUCAGGACUUGGGACAGAAGUGCCGAUACUGAGCACCUGAUGAGGUCACUUAGAGCCUCCUUGUCCUUUCUCCCUGGGCCUGAGACCUCACCCUUGUGGCAUUCCCAGUGCCAUCCUGGGAAGGCCUUCCUUCCCUUAGAGCAUUUCCUGCCACCAUCACUGGGCUACUCUUCCCAUGCCCAGGGCACAGUGAGGACAAGAACCCACGGGCAAAGCAGUGUUCAGAGCUGGAUUUGAAGCUGUUUGCUGGCUGGUGGUUGUGUCCCAAAGUAGGGCAUGUGUUAUGAGAAGUGCUGCACGCCAAGAGACUUGGAACCUUCUCUGCUGGCCUCGAAUGGACCGGGAGGGCUGGCUAUGUUCUUUCUGCCACACCAGCACAGUGUGUGCCUCAUCACCGCUAAUGUGGGCCCUGGCUAGCAAGGGCUGAGGGCACUUACGUGCAGAGUGGGUCCUCUGUAAAUUAGGUAACGUGAAUCCCACUUGUUUCCAGCCCAGGAGGCCUCGUGCUGGGGAUAGAACCCUUUAGGUCCAAAAUGUGAAUAACUUGUCAGAGCAGCUGGUACCCCUGAUCGGCUGGGUCUGCUUCCGGUUGCUACAAUGGGCCCUAUGCAGCCUCCCCCUGGUCUGCAGGCUCCUUUAUAAGGGGCUCCCUGGCAGGAAAUAAAGUUUUAAGUCUAA